Messenger RNA from Sorex araneus (European shrew), 1704 nucleotides. It is a transcript of the gene LCTL, whose product is annotated as lactase like. Gene Ontology annotation, biological process: carbohydrate metabolic process. Lineage: Eukaryota; Metazoa; Chordata; Mammalia; Eulipotyphla; Soricidae. Bases 1 to 1704 code for a protein of 567 amino acids. Gene Ontology annotation, molecular function: beta-glucosidase activity. The transcript has 13 exons. The record is from RefSeq and is a predicted model, not a curated record.
AUGAAACCAGAGUUGGGGACCCCCCUCUGGGGGCUGCUGCUGCUGCUGCUGGUGUGCAGGCAGGGGGCCUCCAGGGUGGGACCCCCAGAAGACACCUUCUUCUAUGGGACCUUCCCUCGGGGCUUCUCCUGGGGCGUGGGCAGUUCUGCCUUCCCGACGGAGGGCGCGUGGGACCAGGAUGGGAAGGGGCCCAGCAUCUGGGACGACUUCACCCGGCGCAAGGCAGGGAGCCCUCCUGGACACGGGCAGGCCCAGGGGCCUGGUGACGGCUACAAGGCCCAGGAGGAUGUGGGCCUGCUCCGGAGCCUGGGCGUGAGCCAUUACCGAUUCUCCGUGUCCUGGCCCCGACUCCUGCCCACGGGGGUCCGCGCCGAGCAGGUGAAUGAAAAGGGGGUCCGGCUCUACAGUGACCUCAUCGACACCCUGCUGAGGGACAAUAUCACCCCAAUUGUGACCCUGAACCACUGGGACCUGCCGCAGGCACUGCAGGCUAGGUUCAGCGGCUGGCAAAAUGUGAGCAUGGCUGCCUACUUCCGUGACUUCGCUGAUCUGUGCUUCGAGGCCUUUGGGGACCGGGUGAAGUACUGGAUCACAUUCAGUGACCCUGUGACAAUGGUGGAAAAGGGCUACGAGACUGGGGUCCACGCGCCAGGUCUGAAGCUGCCGGGGACAGGCCUGUACCAGGCUGCACACCACAUCAUAAAGGCCCACGCCCGAGCCUGGCAUUCUUACAACAGCACCUGGCGCAGCAAACAACGAGGGCUGGUGGGGAUUUCGUUGAACUGCGCCUGGGGGGAGCCCCUGGACAUCAGUGACCCUAAGGAUGUGGAAGCUGCCGAGAGAUACCUCCAGUUCUGCCUGGGCUGGUUUGCCAACCCCAUUUAUGCUGGGGAUUACCCCCAAGUCAUGAAGGACCAAAUUGGGAGAAAGAGCGCAGAACAAGGGCUGGACACGUCCAGGCUCCCGCGCUUCUCGCGCCAGGAGAAGAGCUUCAUCAGGGGCUCCUCUGACUUCCUGAGCUUAGGCCACCUGGCUACCCGCUACAUCACAGCCCGCAGCCUCCCCUCGCGCCUCGGGCCCAGCUACCGGAACGAUCGUGACCUGGUGGAGCUGGCUGACCCCGUGGGGCCCGAGCUGGGGUCCACACGGCUCCACUCUGCGCCCUGGGGGCUCAGGAGGCUCCUCAACUUUGCUCAGACUCAGUACGGAGACCCUCCCAUAUAUGUAACAGAGAACGGAGCACCUCAGAAAUUUUAUGGGACACAGUUGUGUGAUGAGCAGAGGAUUCACUACCUCAAAGGCCACAUAAAUGAAAUGCUAAAAGCCAGAAAAGACGGCGUCUCUGUGGAAGGGUACACCGCGUGGCCUCUGCUGGACACCUGGGAGUGGGGGGAAGGACUCUCUGAGAGAUACGGAUUCUUCUACGUCGACUUGAACGACAGAAAUACACCGCGCUACCCCCGGGCUUCUGUCGAAUUCUACAGGAGGAUCAUGGCGGCCAGUGGCUUCCCCAGCCCCAGAGAGGUGGAAAGUUGGCACGCCAAAGCCUUGGAAACUUGCUUUGUCAGCACCCAGAUGCUUGCUGCAGAAGCUGUGCGGGGCCCCAUGCAGAUGGUGACUGAGGUCGUGGUCCCGACCGUCUGUGCCCUCUGUGUCCUGCUCGCUGCAGUUCUCCUGGUGCUCCUCCUGCGGAGACACGGCUGA